AGUUAAGAGGAAACAGGAGCUGAGUCGGUCCUGUUGUGUUUGUUUGAAGUGUGUGGCCUAGGCAGCAUGCGUGUUUGGUACACCGCCGUUCGCAGGAACACUGACUUUGUCGACAAAAUUCCCUUUGAACAGAAGCGGAUGUGAGGAAAAUAUAAUCAAGUCCAAAUUAUUAUUUUAUAAGGAAGCAUGGACUCUUGCAGAUGACUAGCAACAUUCUCGUGGAUUUUACUAGUCUGGAGUGGAAAUGUACUACUGCGUUUAUGUGGAAGCCUCGAAGUAGACGAAAAUUGUGUUAAAUAAGGCGAAUGUGGAUGUAUGCUGUCCAGGGCUUUGGAGCAAGGUUUCCACAUCAUGCCCAUUGUUGUAGAUCCUUAAUUACCACCUCAUCAUCUUCAUGAGACAAAAUGGGUUCCAAUGUUGAACUUGAUAUUGGAGCUGAUAUUUCAGAUGAACGACAUUGUAAGAAUCAAGAAGUGAGAAAUUCAACAAACUGUGGACUGAAGAAGACACGACAGCGGAAGAAGAUCUCUCCUUAUUCUUCCAACGUUUCUGGGAUUCAACACUGCACUAAUGCAACUGGAGAACCUCUUGACCAAGACAGGUUGAAAAGCAGCAAAGAUUAUCAACAUGUCUUGUUGGAUGUUGCUGCCACUUGCACAAAGAAUGAACCAGAGAGUGCAGUGACUGUGACAGCAGUGUCUGGGGUUACCUUGUCAGAAGAGACUGAGAAGUCCCCAAGAUUAAUGGUCAGCUGCACUUCCUCACAAGGAGAGCGCGAGAGAGUCAAAGAAACACCAGGCACUCUACCUUUGUUAUCCAUGCAUGUGAGAUGGGAGAGGGAGGAUGUUAGCCUUAAACCAGUUGAAGGAGUAGGUUUAGGCAGUGUGGAUUGUGUGGUUGGUGGAAAUCAAGAUGAAAAUGUAAACCAACUUAAGAAAAUUGAAGACCAACACUACUGCCAUAUUGAAUCUAGGGAUGCAGCUGCACCUUCCAGCCUAGAUUCAUUAACUGAUAAAACUGAGCUUGGCAAAACACAAGUCUCUAUGAACCAAAGUGAACAAUCAGUGUGCAGCCAAACAAGCUAUAAAAAUGCUGAAGAGGAUACAACUGGUGUGUGUUUACAGGCUUACUUAAGUGCAUCUCUUCCUUUGUUCUAUGUAACCGUUGUAAAAGAUCCACAAUAUGAAGAUAUUUCAGACACAGAAGAUUUAUCAAAUAUGGACAUGAAUCUCCUAAACACAAAGCAAAGGGACCCUUCAAAUGAAGACGUAAGUGAAGAAAAUCCAGAAGUUGAUAAUAAUGAUGAGGAGCUGCCUUCACCUUCAUGUGAAGUGUCUGAAGCCAGUAUUACGCAGUCUGGAGGUGUGCAGAGUCAGGCCAAGAUUCCAAAGAACCAAACACUUGGCAUAGCACAACAUUGCUCUUGUCCAUGUUUUGUUGAAACGGAGGAUGGGUUUGAACGUUUAUUAUGUCCUAAAUGUGACAGUGAGAAACAUUUAAAUUGGCAAGCAAGCUGCUCUUUGAGCCCCCUUUCUGAUGCACAAGACCAAGAGGAGACUGAUGAGGACGAUGAUUGGCUAGUUAUGCCUAUUAGCGUGUUAGAUGUUAAAUGGGAACCAGCAGAUGAAGGCCAGGCUGACCCAGAAACAGUUUCACAGCAUGAUGGUGAGGAUGAAGACCAGGUGAAACAAAGUGACACAAAUCCAGCUGUCUGUGAGGUACCCAGAUCUGUUCCAAACCAUGUACCAGCUUCUGCUUUUUCUAUGAUGGAGGUUUUUGACACACCUUCUCAUCUAGCAAAAGUCAUACAAUCUAGAGAGACAAUGCAACAAUCCUUCAUGGUGCCUUCUUCCUGGGGCACAACUGAGACAAAAGCUCAUAGACCGCAAAAUAGGGAAUCACAUAGUGAUCCUGAUGACAGUUGUGAAACUGAAGAUAGUUCUGAUUACUCUUCUGAUUCAGGACGUAACUAUCUGACAGUGUCCAAACAGUUGUUAAAUAACCUGUCAGUGCCUGCAUCAGCAGAGAAAAAUGACUCUGAUUCUGAAAAAGAAAAUGAAGACCAUGAGAUGACAAAUUUACAACAAAGUCAAACGGGGGACAGAAGCAAGCCUUCGGAAAAGGAUGACAUCAUCAACCUUGAUUCUGACACAGAGGAUGAAGGUGUCCAAAGCUGUCCAGAGACAAAAACAAAGAGAUUGUUCUCUGUGUGCAUAGAGAAUAGUGGAGCUGCCAGCCUUAAUCAACUGAAGAAACCUUCUCCUGAAACUGUUGAUGGUCAAUGCAGAACUGUGAAAGGAAACUGUCAAACCAAUGGACUUAAAUCUACAUUAUCCAGAUGUUGUAACGAAGUGAUCCAGAGUGGGAACUCUGACCUUUCACAAAGGACAGAAAAGUGUAAUAAUACUGGAUCUCACCAUGGUAUAAAAGCACAAAACAUUUCAGAUGAUCCUGCUGUUAUAGUAAUAUCUGACACAGAGGAUGAUGGAAACCAAAUUAACAGACAUUUCAAGAGGAAAAGUGGACUCCUCUCUGAGUCGAUGGGGAGGGAUGGUACUUCACAUGAUGAAAAAAGGAAAAACAAUAAAACGCAGGACGGCAAGCAUGAAAGUGCUAGAAGAAAGACCAAAGAGCCUGGUAUGUUUCCUGCAGACACAAAGUCUCAGCAUCAAUCCAAACUUCAACAUCCACAGUUGAAAGAAAAGAAACAGGACGUAAAUUUUAGACCAUCGCACAGUAUAAAGAAGAGAAAACUGAUUAAAGUUAUAAGGGAUCCUAAGCACUUUCAUCAAAAAGCCAACAGACCAGCUACCUCAAAAACAGUGGAAACAGACAUGGAAAAAGUCCUUACCAAAAGUAAGACAACUUCUUUAGAAAUGGAGGAUAUCAACAGUACCUUCAUUGAAGCCCAAACCAAGAUUUUUGCCAAUGAAAACUCUCAAAUCAAUCUGUCAUCCAAAGACUCAUCUGAGAAGUUUCUGAAGUCUGUGGCGAGGGAGGCAUACUCCACUAAAGCUUGCCACGAGCAUGUUCAACAAAAGGCAAAAAGGCAGUUGACCUCAAAAACAAUGGAAAAUGUGGUAGAAAAAUGCGUUAACAAACAGAAGAAAAGAACCAUAGUACUCUCAUCACUAACUGAGGGCAGCAAUGAUGCCUUACUUCAUGGACAAACUAGUCCAUCAUCCAAGUACAUGCCUAAAAGGUAUCCCCAGACUGUGGAUUUGAGUCCUAAUCCCGUGAGUCCUCACUUUGUUCAAAAAUCUUCUCAGCCUUGUGAGCGCUUGAAGCACAUGGAGCACUCUACAGUCCAAAAAAAUGAAACUCUGGUGGCACCAGAAACCAGCAAAAACACUCGCUCCUCUAAAAAGGAGACGCAACAUUUUUACAAAGAGAUAAAUGACAAGACUGGAUACAGAGGAAAGCACCACACUGAUGCACACCAUACAUUACUUUCUAAAACUAAUAACAGCUCAGCUAGUCCCAGACAACAUUUUUCUUUAUACAGUUUACAGCAAUCUCAUUCCAACAGCAGCACCUCAACAUUAAGUCAGUCUUACACUCAUACAAAGGACCCAUCAUCCUCUACAUCCAUGCAGCAAUCAGCCAAGAAGCAAGUGUUUAAUGACUGUCAAAAGCGCUUUGUCCCAACCAGGAGAGCUCAAAAAAGUAGUCUGGAGAGUAACCUACGAACCCAGAACAGCUUCAAGUCACUGAAGAAAGGUAGAUCUGGUGAUGAUGUGGCACCCAAACAGAGACACAGCUCCUGUCAGUCUGUACCUCCUCUGAUGAAGAGGACCAAGUGUGAAGCCAUUCAGCUGACAAAGGCCAGAAAUCGGGACACGGCACGGAAACAAAGAUUCCUUGUGAGUGAAGGCUGUAAGUGGAAGAAUGAAACAAGCUUCAUGGCUAACAGAAGAUGAUCCUCAACAAUAUAUACAUGGACUGCAUAUAAAACAUGAAUCAGGCUUCUGGCCCAAAUGUAAAACUAUACAUUCUUACGUUUCUUUUUUUCCUAACAGCCCUGAGGGAACUAUUUUGAGUUGUUUCAGAUGUUUGUAGAGGUGCCACCAUUUCUGUCUUUGGUUUAUCAAAAGCUCUUCGGUACAGUACAGUGACAUUUCAUAUAAAACUGUAAAAUAUUCAAUAUUUUUCUUGUUGUCAGUGUUAAAUAUGUACAUUUAAUUAAUGUUAUAUUGUUAACAUGUGUCACCAUUGUCAUUGUUUAAACAGGAAUCUGUUUGCAAAGGCUACUUCAUACUUCACAUUUUUACUUUGAAAGCUUAUCUAGUACACACCAACUAUAACUGUAUUCUCAAUUAUACUGCUGAACAAAUAUGAGAAAUGAUAAUAUAUAUGUUGCAAAUUCA
Messenger RNA from Oreochromis aureus, 4367 nucleotides. Its product is annotated as serine-rich adhesin for platelets-like. Lineage: Eukaryota; Metazoa; Chordata; Actinopteri; Cichliformes; Cichlidae. The transcript has 4 exons. The record is from RefSeq and is a predicted model, not a curated record. The coding region runs from base 405 to 3920 and encodes 1171 amino acids.